CUCUCUGGAAGCUUUCAUAUCUUUCACGAUGUCAACCAACGCAAGCACUUCUCAUACUAUGUCUCGACAUACGGCAGGAUUAACGAACGAUCAUGAAAAGCGCAACCCGCAGGGUGGUAUCUACACCCCAGAGUUCGCCUCCUUCAACCCCAGUCAACCAUGUGACUCGUUUAUUUCCGCCGCUGUUCUCCCGCAUCAUCAGGUUCAAACACACAUCAGCCCCACCUAUCCAGUCAUCCCCCGCAUUCCUGAACUCCCUGCUCAAUAUCCAUGGUAUGGUGGAAGCGGGUACAAUGCGCCUACCGAUUUGGAGCAUUGGGACUUUGUUACCAGGCUUCAGCCAGGUAUCGUACCUCAGAACGAUUGUCACCAACCUGGCACACUACAAGAGAAUGUUCCUUGGAAUAGCUUCGUCAUCCCAACAGCAAUGUCUUCAUCAACCGGGAAAGCGGACGGCCAAGUUGAAGGGCUAAGUUAUCUCCUGGUUAAUGCAAUGAUUCCAAGCCCGCUUUCACAGUUGAUUUGGAAAAUGCAAGUUCCGGCAUCGUACCCACGUCGUAUCAGCAUGCCGCCGACCGAUGGGUAUAUGAGGGACACAGAGUGCCCUGCACACUCCCAAGCGGUCAAGUGUACACACAAUGAGCCACAGCUGAGGCAUGCACUCUACAAAGCGUUGGACUUCCCCAGCUAUCGGAGAUAUCGUGAAUUCGAAAGAGUCUAUCAUGCACUACGUUCGUGGGUCUGUCUGUUCAUGGAACCAAAACCCCCGGACCCACCUGCACAGAAACUCAACCGGUCCGAGCUCGGACCGGCCCACUUAGCCGAGAUCGGUUCGAAGCUUAUCUUCCGAGAUCUAUCCGAUCAUUAG
Molecule: messenger RNA, 868 nt
Organism: Aspergillus piperis CBS 112811
Lineage: Eukaryota; Fungi; Ascomycota; Eurotiomycetes; Eurotiales; Aspergillaceae
Exons: 4
Coding region: 29-868 (279 amino acids)
Source: RefSeq, a predicted model, not a curated record